Molecule: messenger RNA, 2784 nt
Organism: Haemorhous mexicanus (house finch)
Lineage: Eukaryota; Metazoa; Chordata; Aves; Passeriformes; Fringillidae
Gene: ARHGAP22
Product: Rho GTPase activating protein 22
Exons: 8
Coding region: 215-2113 (632 amino acids)
Biological process (GO): signal transduction; activation of GTPase activity
Cellular component (GO): focal adhesion
Molecular function (GO): GTPase activator activity
Source: RefSeq, a predicted model, not a curated record
UAACUGGAACAGCAGUGCUAAUGAGCAGAAAGAUAUCUGCAAUCCCCACCGUGCAACUUGACAUACUUUAUCCCACUCUGAAUUCCCUUUGCUCAUCUCUGAGCAUUUUAAAGAUCUGGUAUAAUAAUUUGCUUUCUCUCUUUGGUCUGUUCAUUUUGCUCUUAGCACUUGAUAAUAAAAGGUCAGCUUUGGCUGAAACCUCAGUGUUGCAGCCAUGCCGUUUUUUACUGCCAAAUAUCUUAAGAAAAGCAAGUGUCUCCGAAAGGGUGGUGCAGGAGACCGGGAAAAGAUGCCUGUCAAUCAUGAGGCUUUCCUGCUCAUGGCUAAUUCCCAGAAUGAAAUGGAAGAUUGGGUGAAAGCCAUCCGACGGGUUAUAUGGGCUCCGUUUGGUGGAGGUAUUGCAAAUAGCUCACAUGCACAUAAAUUAAAACAUUUGCCUCAAGGGAUCUUUGGGCAGCGCCUGGAGGACACGGUGCAGUACGAGCGGAAGUAUGGGCAGCGCCUGGCCCCGCUGCUGGUGGAGCAGUGCGUGGAUUUCAUCCGGGAGCGGGGGCUCACCGAGGAGGGGCUCUUUCGCAUGCCUGGACAAGCCAACCUUGUCAAAGAUCUGCAGGAUUCUUUCGAUUGUGGAGAGAAGCCCCUUUUUGACAGCAACACAGAUGUUCACACUGUGGCGUCCCUCCUGAAGCUUUACCUUCGAGAGCUACCAGAGCCUGUCAUCCCCUUUGCCAAAUACGAAGACUUUCUUUCUUGUGGACAGCUGCUCUCAAAAGAUGAGGGAGAGGGUACCCAGGAACUGGUUAAACAGGUGAAGAAUUUGCCCCAAGCCAACUACAACCUCCUCAAAUACAUAUGCAAGUUCCUUGAUGAAGUUCAGGCUCAUUCCAGCAUUAACAAGAUGAGUGUCCAGAACCUGGCUACAGUAUUUGGACCAAACAUUCUGCGGCCCAAAAUGGAGGAUCCAGUGACCAUGAUGGAAGGCACCUCGCUGGUUCAGCACCUGAUGACAGUGCUGAUAAGCGAGCAGGGGCGGAUCUUUGCCGUUCCUCAGGCGGAUGUGCCAGGGAGCCAGCUGGAAAUCAGACCAAUGCGCCAGCGCAGCACUGUGGAGUGGAUCUCCGAGGAGGACGGGGAGGACAGCAGGUCACAGAACAGCGCUGCCAGCCCCACUGAUUUGCCUUCUGGCAAUGCUGUGGCUCUGGAGGCCACUCCAGGACCUGCAGUGAAAAUCACUCCUCCAGAGCACAGUGGCAAAUCGACCCAGCCUGCCACGAGCCCCAGUAAAAGAGUGCAGACUCUGCCUCCAUGGAAAUAUUCCUUCCGCCAGCAGGGAGCACGGUCUGUGAGCCCAAAGCUGGGCAGCUCAUCCUUAGAUAUCCCCAACCUCUCCUCCAGCGGGAACUGGUUGAUGAACGGCCUGUACUCCCUCCGAGGCCAUCGCCGGACAGCCUCUGGGGAACGAGUGAAAGACUCGUGUUCCUCCCAGAGACUCUCCACUUAUGACAAUGUCCCCUCAUCCAGCCUGUCCCUCAGCACACACAGCAUGGCCAGCACCACCUGGUCUACAUCAUCCUGUGAGAUCUCCGUGAUGGACUCGGUGAGCAGCUGCCCAGCCUGCCGGGCCAGUGACUCUUCUGCUUUGAGCUCCCUAAAAACUGAGUGGGUAACUCAGGGCUCGCUGUCCCAGAGCGAGGUCAAGACUGCAGAUCUGGAGAACAGCAUGGACAGGUUUGAAGCCUGCAGCAGCAGCAGCAGUGAACAGAGUGACCCGGCUGCAGCUUCCCGAGAUUCUGUCCAAUGCUCCAGGGCCUUACAGAGCUUGGUGGUGGAGCUAAAGACAGAGCUGAGCAAACAGAGGACUGAGUAUGAGACUAGUAUCAAAAGAAUUGAAGAAACAAGUGCAGACCUGAGGACCCAAGUGGUUAGGUUAGAAGAAGAACUGGACCAAGAACGAAAGAAAUACACGAUGCUGGAGAUAAAGCUGAGGAAUUCUGAACGUGCUCGUGAAGAUGCAGAGAAGAGAAAUUACCUCCUGCAGAAGGAAAUGGAAGAAUUUUUUUCAACAUUAGGAUGUUUAACUGUUGGGAGUCAAAGUGCUAAAGUCCCCAAGUAGAACAAGUAUAGAAAUCCUGUUCCUGACAAAAUGAGUGAAAAUGCAUCUUUUGUUCUGAGAUACAUGAGAUUACUCAUGUAUCAUGAGUAAUUCUAUAGUGAUUGUGCUCUAAGUGACACUUGCCCUGUUGUCUUUAUAUGUCCUAUAGUAUUUGGGCCAGCUGGGAAAGACUGCUGACCGUAAAGCUUGAAAACUUAGUGUCAGAUUGCCAAGAAAGAGUGGGUCCCCUCUGUAUCCACAGAACACUAAGAUACUCUUUUCCAGUGUCCCGCUGCCAUCUUUGGACUCAGCUGCACCAUCCUUUUGCUGGCCCAGGAGAGUGGAAGGUCCUGCAGGGUGGGUGGAUGGCCAGAACCAACAGACAAGCUGAGCCUCGAGCUGAGGGAUUCCCACUCUUGUGCUUGGGAAGGUGGCAGUUAAAGCCUGUCACCACAGCCAGGACAUUUGCCAGAUUUAAUGAGGUGGCUUUUGCCCCCCUCCCUCCAUAAAGUUUGUUCAAAUUUCUCUUUCCUAGAGUGCUAUUAUUUUAUGAAGAUAUUGUGAAAACAAGGUCUGCAAACAUGCUGAAGAUACCAAAAUCUUGACAAUUCACUAAAAUUGUCCAUUACCCACCCAAUGGUUUCAGUGUUUCACAAAAAUGCAGCUUUAAAUUAAACUGUGAUUAAUAAUCA